Messenger RNA from Coccinella septempunctata (seven-spotted ladybird), 1201 nucleotides. RefSeq names its product homeobox protein Hox-A3-like. Gene Ontology annotation, molecular function: DNA-binding transcription factor activity, RNA polymerase II-specific; DNA binding. Gene Ontology annotation, biological process: central nervous system development; regulation of DNA-templated transcription; neuron differentiation. The record is from RefSeq and is a predicted model, not a curated record. The transcript is spliced from 3 exons. The coding region runs from base 1 to 615 and encodes 204 amino acids. NCBI's taxonomy places the organism in Eukaryota, Metazoa, Arthropoda, Insecta, Coleoptera, Coccinellidae.
AUGGAGGGUACCAACAAUUUCUUCGAUCUGGAUUGGGCGUUCGAUAACAUUACCACAGAGGCAGAGAACUGGCCAAGUUUGGAAGAAAUUUUGGCGGCCAUCAAUGUGGAGCAGAAUGGUAAUGUGGAGCAGAACAAUAAUUUGGAGCAGAACACUAAUGUGCAGCAACUUAAUGCACCAGUUCAGUCAGCCCCACAACCCAAACCAAAGAGAUUCAGGACCAUUUUCACCCCUUACCAGCUCGCCGGCCUUGAGAGGGAGUUCCACAAGAGGAAGUACUUGGACCAAACCGGUCGUGCGUUCUUGGCCCGCCAACUGGGACUGUCGGAGCGCCAAAUAAAAGUAUGGUUCCAGAAUAAGCGAAUGAAGGAAAAACGUAACGGUAAUACCAGGCCUCCUCUUCAAAAUUUGAUGAACGUCAUGCCGGCGCAACAAAUGGUUCCUCCUCCAUGUCCUCAGCAACCUUCGACGGCCGAGUAUUAUUAUAAUGGGCAGAAUUACAGCGAUUGCAUGUACGACCAACCCCAAGCAAGUGUUCCACACAAUUAUGCAACUAAUAAUUUGAUGAUGCAGAAUGGUUGGUAUCCUUAUUCUAACUUAAAUUAUUAUUCAUGAAAAAGCAUACCAUAAUAUGCUCUUUUUAUGGAAAUCAUGGAAUAAAACGAAAAGCCCGAACGUAGUUAUAUUCAAGUAGAACAUAGAACAUGUAUAUUUUUGUGAGGAGAAGGAAUUCUUAUAUUGGAAUACCAGUGAAUCAUCUGUGAUUACCCUUUUUGUAAAUUUUUAUUUUUAUUGUUGAAAAAGCUAUGAUUUCUGCGAUAAUUUUCUAUACAUAAUUUCAAUGGUUGGAGCUUUUUGAAUUUGUAAUUUUUAGUGCAUAUUUAUAGUUGAACUGGAAGAAUAUGGGAGAUUCUUAGAGAGGUUUACAUUCAAUAUACUUGGUGUUAAUUUUAUGUCAUCACAUACAUGUGCAGUCAUAUAUGUUGAUGAUCUAUAAUUAUACCCAGUAUAAAUAUUUGAUACUAUUCAUCUAAUCUUCCACUAUUUUUUCAGCUCAAGCAUUGAUUUAUUCUUUUGCUUAUAAUCAUACCUAAUAAUAUCGAGUUGUAAACUAUCUGAAUAACUUUAAUGCAAUAUUGUUAUGAAUUUGAAAAAUCUGAUGUCUAAGAAAUUAUUGAAGGUCAACUUUAAAAAUGUUCUA